UGGAGGGUGAAGGUCUAGGUCGCAUCCUCCAGCGGUUUCCUGAGAAAGACUGGGAGGACAGCCCGUUCCCACAAGGCAUAGAGCUGUUCUGUCAGCCCAGCGGUUGGCAGCUGGUUCCCGAGCGGCGGCCCGCCUCCUUCUUCGUGGCGGUUUUGACCGACAUCAACUCGGAGCGCCACUACUGCGCCUGCUUCACCUUCUGGGAGGGCCUGGACAACCCCCAGCUGCAGAAGGCCAAGGCCAGCGAGGCGGACGAGGUGGACGGGGGACUCGCCGUCGCCCAAUCCGCUCAGGUCUUCGCCCCCAAGAGCCUGGUGCUGGUCUCCCGGCUGGACUACACCGAGGUCUUCAGGAACUGUCUGAGUCUGAUCUACACCGUCCACGUCGACGGGCUGUCUGUCCCCUUGGAAACGGUGAUCGGAAACCUCCUCACGUGCAUCAUCCCCGUCGCCGGAGGCUCCCAG
This is a messenger RNA of Etheostoma spectabile (orangethroat darter), 464 nucleotides long. RefSeq names its product myotubularin-related protein 5-like. The record is from RefSeq and is a predicted model, not a curated record. Gene Ontology annotation, biological process: regulation of Rab protein signal transduction. Lineage: Eukaryota; Metazoa; Chordata; Actinopteri; Perciformes; Percidae. The annotation marks the transcript as partial. Gene Ontology annotation, cellular component: cytoplasmic vesicle. The transcript has 4 exons.